Messenger RNA from Mytilus californianus (California mussel), 790 nucleotides. Its product is annotated as alpha-ketoglutarate-dependent dioxygenase alkB homolog 6-like. Bases 13 to 690 code for a protein of 225 amino acids. The record is from RefSeq and is a predicted model, not a curated record. Lineage: Eukaryota; Metazoa; Mollusca; Bivalvia; Mytilida; Mytilidae. The transcript has 6 exons.
CCCGUUGACGAGAUGGAUACAAAUAAUCUUGUGCCUGAAGCACCACCUACAAUAUAUUACAUUCCAGAAUUUAUUACUCCUGAAGAAGAACAAAGGUUAAUGAACAGUGUGUAUGCAGCUCCAAAACCAAAAUGGACACAAUUAUCUAAUCGAAGAUUACAAAACUGGGGAGGGUUACCACAUCCCAAAGGUAUGGUAGCUGAGGAUAUACCACAGUGGUUAAAAACUUAUAUAGACAAGAUUGGUAGAAUUGGAAUAUUUGGAGACUGUUUACCAAACCAUGUACUUGUGAAUGAAUAUGAAGCAGGACAAGGAAUCAUGCCACAUGAAGAUGGACCAUUAUUUUAUCCUGUAGUUUCCACAAUCAGUUUAGGAUCUCACACUUUUUUGGAUUUCUACAGACCAAUAUCUGAGGAUACUCAAGAUUCAACAUCAUUUCAAGACAGGUACUUAACAUCAGUCUUACUACAGCCAAGAAGUUUAAUAUUAGUAUGUGAUGAUAUGUAUAAAACAUAUUUACAUGGAAUAGAAGAAAGGAAUAGUGACGAUGUGACAGACAAAGUGGUUAAUUUGAGUCAAUGUGAAGGAAUAAGAAUUGGAGAAACACUUUCUCGGAAAACCAGAAUCUCUCUUACAAUAAGACAUGUACCCAAAACAAUAAAAAACAAGCUUAUAUUUGGAAAAAGAUGAUAUUCAACAAAAUUGUUAUUUAUUGUUUGUUAUGCAAGUGGCAAUAUCAAAUCUAUUUUAAGAUAGUUAGAAAUAAAAGAAUUUAUUUCAGUGAAUUUAA